Messenger RNA from Solanum lycopersicum (tomato), 1045 nucleotides. RefSeq lists its product as uncharacterized. The record is from RefSeq and is a predicted model, not a curated record. Lineage: Eukaryota; Viridiplantae; Streptophyta; Magnoliopsida; Solanales; Solanaceae.
ACUCCAUUAAGCCGAUGGAAGUCUGUCAGUCACAUUAUAGGAAUAGCGGACUAAAGUGUAAAAAAAUGAACGUAAGGUGGCAAAACAUCCCAAAUCUUCAACAAAUGCAAUUCGAAUUGCAAAAAUCGAAAUUACUGAUUUGUGUAAUUUGACAAAUGGGAAUAUCUUGCUUGUGUUCAACUCUCUGUAGAUUUCCAGUAGAUUAUCCACAGUGGUUGGUCAGCCAAACCCAUGGCUAUGGCUGCUUAUUCAGUGCUCGCAAACCACUACAAGCAGUUGCCACAAGUACUGUCCUUGUCGAUGUUUCUCAGGAAGGACGGAAAUACGUUACUGCUACGGAGUUGCGGAAGCCAAUAACUGCGGCGAUACUGGCGGCAGCUGCAGCAUGUGCUGUGAUUGUAGCGGUGAAUGGGGCGGAGGCGUUGGCGGUGCCGGCGCAGAUUGAAACGCAACAGGAGGUACUUGGUGAGACAUUUUCGAAUGUACCGCAAACGUUAUCCGGCGAUUGUGUUGAUGGUCAGAAGAAUUGCAAGAAGGCGAGGAUUCAAAGACCUAAGUCAAGGCAAGCAGAGACUUGCACGGUCAAAUGUGUCAAUACUUGUAUUCGUGGUGGCAGUGGAUCUCCUGGUGAAGGUCCUCUUAACGUAAGAAGGCCUUUGGUGGUGUUUAAGCAAGGGUUUCGCAGUCGCCAAUACUGGAGCAAACAAUGUGAUGAAAGCUGCAUCAAUUACUGCAAACUAGGAUAUAUCAUUGUUUUGGUGGAAUGCUCUGAUAUAUGUAAUUUGAUGAAAGAUGGUGAAGAUGGACCGUAGGAUGUACAUUUACUAAUCUUAAUUUUAGGUUAAAUUCUUUCUCUGAGCCUACAAAAUUCCCUGGUGCUCCUUUCGUAUAAUUAAAGCUUUGAUUGGGUUGUAUAUUAUCUAUCCAGAAAAUUUGACAGGCUUUAUGUAUGUAUAUACACCUACUUUUUCUUCCACCUUCCCAAUAUUAUUUAGGAUAUCUUGUAUUCUAAAGUGAGAAAUGCGAAUUGGAAAUUAAAAUACCA